AUGUAUAGGCAAAUACGAGUUCGGGAAAUAGAUCAGUACUAUCAACUCAUUCUGUGGAGAACAGCACCAGAGAAUGAAAUAGAAGUAUUUAAGCUUACUACUGUUACGUAUGGAACCGCAUGUGCUCCUUUCUUAGCGAUGCGUUGUUUAAAAAUGUUGGCGUCUGAUGACAAUUUGAUAUACCCUCGAGCUGCUGAAGUCUUAGAUAGGGACUGCUACGUGGAUGAUAUAAUCACAGAGCGGUCUGCAGCAUACUUCUUGGCUAAACUUUAUAGGCGGUUUCGCACAGACAUAGCAGGAAUUAUUCAAAUAUCUGAAACAUUCUUGUGGAGUGACUCCAGUAUUGUUUUGGCAUGGUUAAGGACUGAUCCCUCGCAGUUAAAGAUGUUCGUAAGCAAUAGGGUUGCAGAGAUUUCAGAACUCACGCCAGCAAUAUUAUGGAGGCACGUCCCAAGUAAAGAGAAUCCUGCAGAUAUUGUUUCCAGAGGCGUUGAUUCUCCUGCAGAGCUGAUGCGUCACAAAUGUAAGAAAUCCGAAAUAUUAGGCAUCGGACAAACACUAUCACCUUAUGAAUUGCGUCACUCUACUAAUGCUAUUUUUAAAGUAGUACAAUGGGAAAUAUUUGGCAUGACUACUAAGACAACAAAGAAGAACCUAUCCAGCAAAUUAAUUUCUCUUAAUCCUUUUCUUGAUUCCAAUGAUUUGCUAAGAGUAGGAGGUCGACUUGAAAAUGCAAACAUUUCGUUUGAACAAAAACAUCCGAUCAUCCUACCUAAAGGUCACAAGGUUGUCGAAAUGUUUUUACGUGCUGAACAUGAACGGUUGAUGCAUGCCGGAACACAGACAGCUACCACAGCGGAGCAAUUAAUGGGGAACUUACCAAUGAAUCGUGUCACUAAGCAAAGACCUUUUCAGGCUGUAGGGGUGGAUUUCGCCGGCCAAGUUAUUCUGAGAGCAAGCCGUUUACGAAAGGCUCCACGCGUGAAGGCAUAUAUAGCUCUGUUUGUAUGCAUGGUGACAAAGGCUGUACAUCUGGACCUUGUCUCAAGUUUAUCUACUGAUGCGUUUCUUGCAACAUUCGGCGCUUUGUUUCUCGUCGAGGGUGUUGUAGUGUUAUCCAUAGUGAUAAUGGAUCUGGUAAAACAGACCCUAAUCGAAGUUAGUGCACAGUUAGGGUAUAUGGCAGUUUAUUUUAUUCCUUCCUAUUCACCACAUUUUGGAGUGUUAGUCCAGAUUGAGGCCGUCUUAAACUCUAGACCGUUGUUGGCAACCACUGAUGACAGUUCUGAUUUGUCAUACAUUAGUCCGGGACAUUUUUUGAUAGGUGAGCCUUUAACAGCAAUUCCAGAACCAUAUUUGUCAGACAAGGUUGUAAAUCUCAAUAAGAUUUAUAAGCAAAUGACUGCCAUGAGAGACCGAUUUUGGAAACUCUGGUCAACGCAAUAUUUAAGUACGUUACAACGUAGGAAUAAGUGGGCAAAGACCCAAGUUAAUGUAAAGGUCAAUGACCUAGUGUUAAUUAAAAAGACAAUCUCCACCACUCCAAUGGCCUACGGGUCGUGUGAUGGAAAUUAA
This is a messenger RNA of Ctenocephalides felis (cat flea), 1575 nucleotides long. RefSeq lists its product as uncharacterized. Gene Ontology annotation, molecular function: nucleic acid binding. The coding region runs from base 1 to 1575 and encodes 524 amino acids. The transcript has 6 exons. Lineage: Eukaryota; Metazoa; Arthropoda; Insecta; Siphonaptera; Pulicidae. The record is from RefSeq and is a predicted model, not a curated record.